Metarhizium acridum CQMa 102 is the source of this 480-nucleotide messenger RNA. RefSeq lists its product as uncharacterized. NCBI's taxonomy places the organism in Eukaryota, Fungi, Ascomycota, Sordariomycetes, Hypocreales, Clavicipitaceae. The record is from RefSeq and is a predicted model, not a curated record.
AUGCAAUUGUCAUCAUUUACUACGACUCUGGCCCUUGCAGCCACCGCAUUAGCAUCACCCGCCUGCAAUAAGCCCAAUCCAAACCCAAAUCCAAGCCCAAGCCCAAACGGCGUGUCUGGUAAAGACACAAAUGGUUCGAUAUUUAUGUUUGGGGACCUAGGAAACUGCCGCAGUGCUUUUAGGGACCAUGGAGCAUGCGGCUUGAGCACCUACUUCAAGGACAUUGACCCUGAUAAAUUAUCUUUGGUUGCGCUACCCUCGGGCAUCUUCGAUCCGCACGGCCAGGCGCAGAACAAUAAGCUUUGCGGCAAGGUUAUUACAAUGACGUACAAUGGGGUUUCUAAGCAGGCGGUGGUUGCGGACGAGAACAAGAGCAGUGAACAGUCUAUCGAUAUGUGUUUGGAUAUGUGGGAGGCGUUUGGGGGUCGUGAUGGAGACGGCACGCUUCUCAAGGGUAUCGAAUGGUCAAUUGCUGCUUAA